Messenger RNA from Lotus japonicus, 2123 nucleotides. RefSeq names its product nucleobase-ascorbate transporter 6-like. Gene Ontology annotation, biological process: transmembrane transport. Lineage: Eukaryota; Viridiplantae; Streptophyta; Magnoliopsida; Fabales; Fabaceae. The record is from RefSeq and is a predicted model, not a curated record. Gene Ontology annotation, cellular component: plasma membrane; plasmodesma. Bases 401 to 2005 code for a protein of 534 amino acids. The transcript is spliced from 14 exons. Gene Ontology annotation, molecular function: transmembrane transporter activity.
CACUCACUUUUAACUGUUUUCUUAGCCUGCAUGUGGAUCUUGGGCUAAGAAAUUAAAUCCUCCAAUACUAGCUGCAUUGCAAGAGCGAAAGAAAGUAUUCAUUGUCAUUGUUUGAAUUUCCCAAGAGUGAAGAAAGUGUACAUUUUUCUCUCUUUCUUUGAGGGUGUCCUCAGCUUGAUCAUCUCUUCGUAGUGGAAUUUUGAUUUCUUCCAACGGGUUUUGUUGGUUACUGUGUCACUGUUGCAUGACAUUUUCUUUAGGUUGAGAAAUUGUUCUUGGGAAACGUUAAUCUCCUAAAGCUUUGCUUUUUGUUCUAUUGGGUUAUGAGAAAGUUUGAGUUUUGGUUGUUGUUGAGCAUUUGAGUUGUUGUUAAAGUUCAUUGGGGUUAGAUACGCGAAGAAUGGCAGGAGGGGGAGCUGCACCUCAACCCAAGCAAGAUGAGCUUCAGCCACAUCCAGUCAAAGAUCAACUACCAAAUGUUUCUUACUGCAUUACUAGUCCUCCUCCAUGGCCGGAGGCAAUCCUACUUGGUUUUCAACAUUACCUGGUGAUGCUUGGCACAACUGUUCUGAUACCAAGCUCUCUAGUUCCCCAGAUGGGAGGAGGAAAUGAAGAGAAAGCAAAAGUGAUUCAGACUCUGUUGUUUGUGGCCGGCAUAAACACGUUUUUCCAAGCAUUAUUCGGGACUCGUCUACCUGCAGUUAUUGGGGGAUCCUACACCUUUGUGCCAACAACCAUUUCAAUCAUUUUGGCUGGUCGCUACAGUGACAUUGUGAAUCCUCAUGAGAAAUUUGAGAGGAUAAUGCGCGGAACACAGGGUGCUCUUAUUGUGGCUUCAACCCUCCAAAUUGUUCUUGGCUUCAGUGGCCUUUGGCGCAAUGUAGUGAGGUUCUUAAGUCCUCUCUCUGCUGUUCCUCUAGUUGCUCUUUCAGGCUUUGGGCUAUAUGAACUGGGAUUCCCUAUGCUUGCAAAAUGUGUGGAGAUUGGCCUGCCAGAAAUCAUUAUCCUGCUAGUAUUUUCACAGUACAUUCCUCGCAUGAUGAAAGGAGACAAGCCUAUUUUUGAUCGCUUUGCAGUUAUAUUCUCAGUGGCGAUUGUGUGGAUUUAUGCUCAUCUUCUUACUGUUGGCGGAGCUUAUAAAAAUUCGGCUCCUAAAACCCAAAUCACAUGCAGAACAGAUCGAGCGGGAAUUAUAGGUGGUGCUCCUUGGAUAAGAAUCCCAUAUCCUUUUCAAUGGGGAGCUCCUACAUUUGAUGCUGGAGAAACUUUUGCCAUGAUGGCUGCUUCAUUUGUUGCUCUAGUAGAGUCAACUGGUGCUUUCAUUGCUGUGUCAAGGUACGCGAGUGCAACACCGAUUCCACCUUCAGUGCUUAGCCGAGGUGUUGGUUGGCAGGGAGUGGGAAUUUUGUUGUCUGGGAUCUUCGGGACCGGGAAUGGAUCAUCAGUUUCUGUUGAGAAUGCAGGACUCUUAGCUUUGACACGCGUGGGUAGCCGAAGGGUUGUUCAAAUAUCAGCUGGAUUCAUGAUUUUUUUCUCAAUUCUUGGAAAAUUUGGAGCUGUUUUUGCUUCAAUUCCAGCUCCUAUAAUUGCAGCUUUGUAUUGCCUUUUCUUUGCCUAUGUGGGCUCUGCAGGUCUCAGUUUCCUUCAAUUUUGCAAUUUGAAUAGCUUUAGAACUAAAUUCAUCUUAGGCUUCUCUGUUUUUAUGGGCUUCUCAAUACCACAAUACUUCAACGAGUAUACAGCGUUCAAAGGCUAUGGUCCUGUGCACACUCGUGCAAGAUGGUUCAAUGAUAUGAUCAAUGUCCCAUUUGCAUCUGAAGCAUUUGUUGCUGGUACAUUGGCACUGUUCUUGGAUGUUACAUUGCAUAAGAAAAAAGACAAACAAACUCGUCAAGACAGAGGGCUGCAGUGGUGGGACAAAUUCCGUUCAUUCAAGACAGAUACAAGGAGCGAAGAAUUUUACUCUCUACCUUUCAAUCUAAACAAAUUUUUCCCUUCGGUAUGAGAGAUAAAACCAGAUCAAUAUCUCUUCGCGGCACAUGCUAUAGGUAACUUUCACAUUGAUGUAACAAUAUAUAUGAACUUAAAAAAAAACAAUAUAUAUGAAUGUCAUCAUUUUGAGA